ACUCAAGUCAAGUCAGUCAUAAUCGCCUGCCUUACCUUAAAUUUAGCUACUACACUGUAGUAUGUGAAUAGCAGCAUGCUACACGAAUUUCGCUCUUCAUAUUGAUUUCUUUAGACGGCUCUUAUUUACAAUAUUCACGGUUUUGUCAGCCAGUAGUGGCAUUUAGGCGUGAAAGUAGACAUAUUGGUAUUUUAGUUAGCGUGUGAUAACUUGUGCAACGACUUCAGAUACGAGCAAGGUCUCGGGACAAGGCAUCACCUUUUGGAAGGACAGAUUUGACACAACUUUCAGACACAUUUUCACCAGGUUGAACUCUUCGAUAGCUUCUAUGUUCCUUCUAUAGGCUAGUGUUGGACUGUCCUCUUGGCGUAUGUGUCUGUUUGUCACAUUCCCUCUGGAAGUCUAUGGAGAGAAUUCGUUCAACUUGGAUGUUAUCCUCACGCGACUCUGGAUUUAGUUACGUACUGUGAGAGGUACACGCGUAACCCCCAGAGACCAGACGUUGAAUGUUGACUUUACGACAAGAGUAGUCGAAAACACCUGACUUUACCCGAUUUGAAUGCCUGUGCAAGGAUUUUGUUGGUUUCUGUGCUGCAGGCAGGGUUUCAAUUUGCUCGGACGGGACUAUGGGGAGAAAGAGGAGGAAGAAUCUUUUGAGUUGCGCAACAAGGAGGAUCUGACUCGCAACGGACGUGGUCCACUUGAGGUGACUCUCUCUCAGCCGACUCGCACAGCCAAUGGGACAAACGGACACAGUCUGUCAGAGGUUCCUGAUGAGAUGAAGAGUCUGAUCAUAGAGAAGAGCAAGAUGGGCCUUGAAGAAGACCCCGAGCUGCUGGUCAAAGGCUGGCUGUUCCGGGAGGUGCGUGGAAGCUGGAUCAAGCAGCGAUGCUACUGGUUUGUACUGAGCCAGGACUCCUUAGACUACUACAGCAGCUCAGAGAGAGGAGCCCGCAGACUGGGAACACUGGUGCUCACCAACCUCUGCUCUGUCAUCUGGCCAGACAAACAGACCUUCAAGGAGACGGGGUACUGGAGCAUCACAGUGUAUGGGCGUAAGCACUGCUACAGGCUGUACACCAAGCACUUCAACGAGGCUGUGCACUGGGCCUGCGCUGUCCAGAAGGUUAUCGACACAAAAGCCCCCGUGGAGACGCCCACUCAGCUCCUGAUCCGAGACAUUGAGGAGAACAAGUUUAACCCUGAGGUGGUAGAUAAUAUGUACCAGCACAACCCCAUCCUGAAGCACACCCAGAGCCCCCUGUACGCCCCCCUGCUGCCCUUCCCUUACGGCAGCCUGGAACACACCUACCACAGUGGUAAGGGCUAUGCCACGGUGCGGGAGGAAGCUGUGAAGCUCUUCAACUGUCUGCAGCAGCUGGAGUGUGCGCGGGACCCGGUGCCUCUGAUCCAGGGCGUGCUGCAGACCUGUCUGGACCUGCGGCCGCUCCGGGACGAGGUCUACUGCCAGCUGGUGAAGCAGACCAGCUGCACGCCGCAGCCCCACACCGCCGCACACCUCCGCUACUGGCAGCUCCUCACCUGCAUGAGCUGCACCUUCCUGCCCGGCCCCGCCGUGCUUAAAUACCUGCGCUUCCACCUCAAGAGGAUCCAGAGCCAAUUUCCGGAGUCGGAGAUGGAUAACUAUGCGUCGUUCAUCGGGGAGGCUCUGGAGAAGACACGGUGUCGGGAAUGUGUUCCUUCCUGGGAGGAGAUCCAGGUGCUGAUGGGGAGACAGGAGAUGCUGUGUACAGUUCACUACCCGGGACCAGGCUCCUGUCAGCUUCACAUCAGCUCACACACCACCGCCAACGAGGUGGUAAGGAGGAUGUUGGAGAAGCUGGGUCUGAAGGAGAGCAGAAACACUUUUUCCCUGUUUGAGCAGAACGCCCACUGGGAGAGAGCUGUAGGGGGCAGCACCAUCAUCGCUGACAUCCUCACCAGGUUUGAAAACCUGUCUGCCAAAGAACCAGACUCAGACUCCCAGUGGAGGCUCUGCUUCAAACUCUACUGCCUUCUGGAUGCUGACGCCAUAUCUGUCGACAGCAUCGAGUACUUCUUCCUCUUUGAGCAGUGCCAUGAGAUGGUGGUGCGAGGUCAGCUCCCAGCCUGUGAGGAGGACCUCCAGACCCUGGCUGCCCUGCGGCUUCAGUCUGUGAUCGGGGACUUCAGCACCCACUCCCCCUGCCCCCCUCUGGACGAGCUCUUCCCCGGCCACAUGGUGGAGGCCCGGCUCCUCAUGCCCCCCUGUGCCCCCCCUGCCCUCCUCCCCGCCACCCAGCCCCCGGUCCAGGGCUGCCCCCAGCGCUUCCCCGGGGGUCUCCUGGGAGGGACGUUGUGGAACCAUACGGCCACUGCAGCCCACAAGCAGAAGGUGGAGCAGAACCUGCGGCUACGCAGCCGUCUGAAGGAGGAGGCUGCGGCCAUCAUGAGCACCAUUGUGGAGUGCUGGAAGGGCCUGGCCGGGUACAGCAGGAGGGACAGUAUGACUGCCUACCUCACCAUCGCACGACAGUGGUCUGGCUUUGGCUGCACACUCUAUGAGGUGGACUUCUAUAUUAGUUCGACAGGUAGUUUCUCUCAGAAGCUGUGGCUGGGUGUGGCAGCGACGUGUGUGUCUCUGUACAGGCAGGGCGAGGCAGAGGCUCUGGAGUCCUUCCCCUACGGACAGAUCUGCUCCUACGGCGUGUCCGACAGCAACACCUUCAAGAUCACCGCCGGCGACCGAGACCUGCUGUUUGAAACUACCAAACUGACUGAGAUCAUGCAGCUGAUGAAUGCCUAUUUCAGUGCCAUCCGUCGCCAGCGUGGGAGGGGCGACGACGUGGUGAGCAUCACAGAGGGUACUGCCAUCGAGGUGGGCUUCCACCACCUCCCCCCGACACCCACCCCCACCCUGCUGGAGCUGCCCUCGCACCCCGUGUGAUGGGUGCCCCUUCCCCCUGUCCUCAGCUCACACGCAACCUCCUCGGAGCCCAGCCCCAGCCUAGCAGACCCUGCGCCUGCUUCCUCCACCUCCUCCACUGGGAACAGCACCACAGCCAAAACAAAGAGAGGGCUGUUUUUACUCCUCAUCCGUGACAAUAAACCUCGCUGGGCUUUCCAACUGAAGGAGCGAGAAGGGGAGGAGCCUGUUUUGUAAGUGAGGCUAGAAACCCACAGAAACCAAUGUGGGUGUUGAUGAGGUGUCGCCACCUCCCCCCUUCCUGCCACUCAACCUCUGUGCUCACAUGGGAGAACCAGCACCCCGACAACGUGAGGCACUGGACCCGAAGCUGUGGCUCCUUAUCUCCUAGAACUCACAAAGCCAUACUUCAGGGAGACACACUGUUGCCUAGACACGAGUUCAUCUACAGUUCCCCAACCAGUUACACCGCUCACCUAGAGACACUCUGCAGAGCAGAGGACAAACUGUGAACGUGCCUCUGCUAUGUUGUUCUACAUGUGGUGCUCUGCCUUUCCUAGAAUAUCCCUCAUGCAAUAGAAAGGGUGACUGACUCACACCCACACUUUCACCUCCUCUCUGUCUCUCUCUCUCACAUACACACUCUGAAAGGGUCUGUUUUCAUAAAGACCCCAGCCAGGCUUCCGUUACCUAGAACUGUCGAUGUAGCAAACCGUGUGAACUUGUACUAGAUGAUGGAGCUCAGUAAGUCACUCUGGCUGUCAUGGACAGAACUGCUCCUGCUGGUACUGUCAGCUGGGUGGGAGAGACUACUGGAUGGGACAAUUUGAUUGGACAAGAUGUUAUAAAGGAUCCAGCCUAAUGCUGUGUAACAGAAACUAAAGGAUCUUGGGAUAUGACUGGUCUGUUGUUUCUACCAAACACUGAUUUCUCCCCCUUUGUAAACUUGCUGUUUGCCCAAGCUAUCACCCCAACAUGAAACUAUGGCUAACACUUGAUAGGAGCCUUUUAAAGGUCUUGUCUGUUCAUUUUUAAUAGUUAAGUGAUCCAAUAUUGAUCUUAUAUCGAGGCCUAAACCUCCAAUUUAAGGGUGGAACUGUUAUUUCCCAGUCUCUGUUUCAGUGGGGAACAUAUUCCGUGUGGAUGGAAAUUAGCUAGCUGUCCGCACUCUGAAGAAUUGACGUACUCACCUAACCCCCAGCCAGUAACAUGGACCAUCACAACCACAAUGCAGACCCCUGUCUUUUCUCUGCUGUGCCGACACACAGAACCAAUGCUGUCCUGACUAUUGAUGAGUUCUUAGUAUUAUUUAUGUACUGUUUGGUGUAGUCUUUUUAUUUCAUAUGUCUUAAAUAAGAACCUAGCUGUUUGUGUUGUUUAAAAAAAAAAGUAUGGCCUUGAAAUGAUCCCAUUAACAUCUCAUCUAGAUCCAUUAGGUCACUGUACUGAUCAGCCAUGUGAUACUAUAAUAGCUUAAGGGCUCUAUUCAAUCCGUAUCGUAGAUGUUCAGCGUUUAAGAGCGUGAUUGAAGUUUAAAGGCAAUGUUCCCGCAUUGGCAGAGACUGCAUUCACGGCAUGAGUCUACUCAAUUGGAAAUGACUUUUCUAUCGCGCAAUCAGCAACACAGAUUGAAUAAAGUCCUAGACUACUUUUUUUUUUGCCACAAAACCACAGGACAUUUCCUAUCUGUGUUCACUUCUUGGCUGGUAGACUUUGUUCAUUUAAAGUAACUAAAAAGUGGUGUUUGAGCAUGGACCAAAGAUGAGUUCUGCUGUAAGCUUUCUCCAGAGAAUAUACCCAGACGUUAGAAAGUUACACCCCACCGUCAUUUAGACCAAUAGAAGUUUUAGUCAUGUAAUACAGUAGUCGAUUAGGAACCCAGGCUGUGGUGGGAUUUUAUUUCCCCCAGCCAGACUUGGAGGUCUUCCUCAGGAGGAAGGACCCACCAUGGCACAGCCAGCCCUGCCUCCUGCCCAUACGAUAUGCAGGCAGUCACUGUCCAGUCAGGCCCUCGCUUUUUAUACUGCAGCUGCAGGCAGCUACGCUCACGGUCUCGGAGAUCCCUCCCUCCGUGUAACUAUGAAAAGGAAGACGACAGUCUAACCUGAAGCUCGCUUUGUUUAAAGCUUGUUUGUGCACCGCAUGGUACCUUCUGUGUGUAAUAUGUGUCUAGUUAAUUGCACUAUUGUAUUUUGUUUUUUAACUAACUUGGAUGUGCAAUAAGUAAUCUAUAAAGACUAUGUAAUUAAUUAAAAAGCAGCACCAUUGUA
Oncorhynchus kisutch (coho salmon) is the source of this 5175-nucleotide messenger RNA. RefSeq names its product unconventional myosin-X-like. NCBI's taxonomy places the organism in Eukaryota, Metazoa, Chordata, Actinopteri, Salmoniformes, Salmonidae. The transcript has 13 exons. Gene Ontology annotation, biological process: signal transduction. The record is from RefSeq and is a predicted model, not a curated record. Gene Ontology annotation, cellular component: cytoskeleton. Bases 560 to 2926 code for a protein of 788 amino acids.